AUGCCGAGGCUGCAGGAGGAGCGCGCACUUUAACUACAAACACAAGUGAACCACCAAAGAGGAGAAACUGAUCCAACAAGUGCUCAGCUGACAGGAAACAGACAGGAAACACAGCAGAAGAAGUGAUGGAGCACUCCAAACAGGCUCAGUACGCCUCAAACGAGAAGAAGGACACCGGGGACAGCGGCUCCGUGCUCAACGGACACUUUGACGGGAUGGUGAAGCGGUCAGCCGGCGGCGCUCCUCAGCCUCCUCCGGGCGCGGAGUCCGGCUCGCACCGGCCCGUGAUGGAGAGCUGGAGGGAGGAGCGCACCAGGAGCGUGGAGGACAAUGAGAUGAGCCUGCCUUCCCUGGCCGCCGCGUACACCACCAUCCUGCGGGGGCUCGGGGAGGACCCGCAGCGGCAGGGGCUCCUCAAAACCCCCUGGAGGGCCGCCACCGCCAUGCAGUUCUUCACCAAGGGCUACCAGGAGAAAAUUAUCGACGUGCUAAACGACGCCAUUUUCGACGAAGACCACGACGAGAUGGUGAUCGUCAAAGACAUCGACAUGUUCUCCAUGUGUGAGCAUCACCUGGUGCCCAUCUUCGGCAGGGUUCACAUCGGUUACCUCCCAAACAAGAGAGUUCUGGGCCUCAGUAAGCUCGCCAGGAUCGUUGAAAUCUACAGUCGUCGACUACAAGUUCAGGAGAGGUUGACCAAACAAAUUGCUGUGGCAAUCACUGAGGCGUUGCAGCCAACCGUCGGUGUGGUCAUCGAGGCAACUCACAUGUGCAUGGUGAUGCGAGGCGUUCAGAAGAUGAACAGUAAAACCGUCACCAGCACCAUGUUGGGAGUUUUCAGGGAAGAUCCAAAAACCCGCGACGAGUUUCUGACGCUGAUCAGGAGCUGAGGAGGACGAAGUUCCUCCUCUUCCUCCUCCUCCUCCUCCUCCUGUUGCCUGGGGUUACCUCCACCUGCACGGACCAGUUGCCGUGCCACCUGUGUGUGAAUGUGUGAGUGUGUGCGAGAGACAGAGAAAGAAAAGAGUGUGUGUUUGUGUGUGUGUGUGUGUCCAUCUCACCAAAGGCAGUGACAGAGUGCUUAAUGUGUUUUCAGUGUUUUUUUUGGUCAGAUUUCUGUGUUGGAGGCCGCAGACGGACGUGUUGUUUGCUUUUAGUCGACGGCACAGACUUUACCCCCUUUUUUUCACAUCAGUUGUGUUUGAUCAUCAAUCAAAUAUUAGUUGUUGGCCAUGAAAUAGAGAAGGAGAGUUUAACUAAAGAAUCCACCCUAAAAAAAGGAUAAAAAAAAACAAAUUGUUAGUCUUUUCACAUCAUUUCAGUUUAAAAACCCUUAACAUGAAGUGUCACACAUAAAAAUAUUGCAAGCAAAAUGUCUAACAGCGUCAGAUUUACAGUAACAGUUUGUUUGAGCUCAGUGGUGUGAAAUAUCUGCACAAAUCAUUCUUUAAAAUCUUUUCACGCAUGUUUGACGGCACUCUAACACUCUGUCACACCUCAGAAACCUCAAAUUAGAAACUUCCUUUCCUUUAUUCAGGACUUUUGUUUAGCAGAGAUAUCCGUCAUUUGAAACUAGCUUUAUCACGACAAACAUUAACAAGUCUUUAAAGGUUAAGUGUGUGAGAUUCAGGGGCUUUAGUGAAGUCCAGCGUUGAGGAUUUCAGAUUGCAACCAGCUGAAACUUCUGGUUAAAAGUCCCUCAGUGUUCAUUGUUUCAGAGGUUUUUAUCGGCAGCCAAAUCAUCCGCAGACGUCUCUCCCUUUCCAAAACAAACAGAUUGGGAGAUUAAAACACAGAAUAAAGCGCUUAAACGUUACAAAUCAGUGUUUCUCCAAAACUUUUUAGCACGUCAGAGAUACUAACUUUUUUUCUGAUCCAGACGUUGAGGAGGUUUUUUUUGGAAGCUGAGGUCUCCUUUGCUCAAAAACAAACUGUCCGGUAAAAAUCCUUGAAUAAAGCAGUUUCACAUUACAAAUCAGUGUUUUUCCGACGGUGCUUAUUGCAGAUGGGCCUGUGGAUAUAUAUCCCUAAAUCCUACACACUGGACAUUUACAAUUAAAAAACAUUUUGAAGGUGCAGAAUGAUCAGAUUGCAUCUGAGAAUACACAGUAUUCAGCCUCUUAUUAUUAUUACUAACAUUAUUAUGAUUUUUUAUCAUUAAAUCAGAUCUGCCUGUAUGUGCCAACUAGCCUCUUAACAAAAACCAAAAAAACGACUUCACGGUGACGUAACGAGGCAGCCGGCGGCACGCCAAGCUGCAGACUCACUGUCUGAAAACAAACUUUUAAUUUACCAGAGAGGCAAAUGAAAUGUGUGUGUGUGUGUGUGUGUGUGUGUGUGUGUGUUGUUUAGUGACUAUGUGUUUACUGGUGU
This is a messenger RNA of Plectropomus leopardus (leopard coralgrouper), 2373 nucleotides long. RefSeq names its product GTP cyclohydrolase 1 (gene gch1). Gene Ontology annotation, molecular function: zinc ion binding; GTP cyclohydrolase I activity; GTP binding. NCBI's taxonomy places the organism in Eukaryota, Metazoa, Chordata, Actinopteri, Perciformes, Serranidae. The record is from RefSeq and is a predicted model, not a curated record. Gene Ontology annotation, cellular component: cytoplasm. Gene Ontology annotation, biological process: tetrahydrobiopterin biosynthetic process; tetrahydrofolate biosynthetic process.